AUAGAAAACAGAGACUGACCGGCUUGAGGCUUUGCCUUUGUGUUAUUUUCAGGGGCCAGAGUUGAAGCGUCCAACAAAACAGUCUAUCCAUUUCUCUUGAACUAGAUUCAUUCACAAAUACUAAAUCUAGCGCCGACAGCUCUCCAAUUCAGCCAUGAAAAUGACAAAGGCCUCUGUUAUUCAAUGCUUUCUUUUGUAAUUGCUCUUCUUCAUUCUCUUCCUCUUGCUCACUAUCUUCGUCUGCAAUUUCUUCAAGUUUGUCCCAAAUAGGAAGCAAUACCGCCUCAAGCUUAAAGUAGAGGAUUCAUUCACCGUGUAAAAGACAUCGUCCUCCACUCCUCCUCAUCCAAAUACAUUCGCUAAUUACAUGAUUCUCUUCCAAAUUUGGGCCCGAGCUUGAAUUUUCGGCAAACACUCCCAUGCUUUACCUCCAAGUUCUUGACUUCUUGCUAAAUGAAUAGUGUAAAAUUUUGAAGGGAUCGUCGUUGGAUGGUGCGCACUGGCGAAUGAUAACACAACGACAACUCAACUUAGUUGGAUUGCCCACGUGGCAUGAAUAAUUACGUUUUCAUACCCGUCGUUAAGUUUUGGGACGGAAAAGAUAACGUUGCAACAAAAGUUAGAGUUAAGUGGUUUAGUUGCAACAAAUAUUACUCCAAUGGUCAACAUGCAACCAGUAUAGAACUUAAGUGACAACCUGUGCAAUUAACCCUCUAAACCAACCCCAUCCCCGUUUUCAAAUACCCAAAUUCAUACCCGUCUCAUACCCAUGCGGUGGAAGGUUUUACAAACUCAUCCUCAUAUCCGCGGUUUUCGGAUACCCAUGGUUAAUACCCACCCAAUAAACUACUCACCGUUAAUAAAAGAACAUGGUGACAAAUAUGGAUACUACCAACCCAAAAUUAUGGAACUCAUACAUAAGAGGAUGAAAUUCUGGUUUGGUUGCCAUCAGUUACAUUUUAACACUUUGUUAUUUCUUUUAAUUACCUUUCAUUCCAUUGACAAGUUACAAUAAACUCCUUAUAUUUUAUCUAUAUAACAUAAUAUCUUUGGUGGGGCGGGUUUGAGUAUGAGUAUGUGGCGGGAGAGUCCAAAACCAUACCCGCCCAUACCCAUCAACCUUUUUGCGAGUUUUACCCAUACACACCCCAUACUCAAUCAAAGUAAAAAUUUCCUGCGUUAACUGGGUCGGAGACGGUCGGGUACCGGCCAUGGUUGCUAGGUGUAGGUGGCAAUCGAUAUUUCAGUAAAAACCAAAAGGGCGUGCAGUCGUUUUUGUUGAAAAAAAUAAGAGAGGUAGCGAGGCAGGUUGCUAGCUUGGGCCAUGCAAACAGUAUGGCCUUGGAACCUUACAUAAAUGCUUUACAUUGAAUUACGACAAGACUGUGCUCAGUGGCUCUACCUCUACGGCUAUGGCUAUCACACCUUGGAGUGCUCAUCAAGAGAGAUCGAUAGUCUCUCAUUUCCCUUUGAGUCCGAGAUGGUUUACCUUUACCAUUAAUUGCCUUGAUCAACAUUCUUCUUCUUCUUCUUCUUCAAUGCAUGUGAUGGAUGUGCGGGAAUUUCUGAAAGUCAAGACUCUAACUGCCUGCCAAUGAUGAAAUAUAUAACCACCAUUUUAACUAGUUAGUUAGUUGCCUUCAUUCUUAAGAAACAUGUAAUUGCUUUUCUUUACACCCUAUAAUGGCUUCUGGAUGGACAUCUAAUAUAUGGUGGUGUACAUUAGGGGUGAUCAAGAUCAAAAUCACCCUGUUGAUUAUGCUCAGGAUUAGGUUAGGACAAGAAUGUUGUCUAGUGUAAAAGAUUAGGAUCAAUUCAGUUAGUUUAGUAUAUAUAGAAUACCGUAGUUAGACAGAUUUGGUAUGUUAAUUAGGAAUUCGAGUUGGGCUAGUUACUUUGGUUAGCAUCUUAUUUCAACAUAGAGCGAGUCUAGCUUCACGACUGUUAGGUUUAUCGUAAGUUUUUAACCGAUUCUUAUCAAUAUUGAUAUCUUGCACGCCUGUAUAAAAUACUUUUGGAGCUCUAUGACAAUAUGACCCAACUAACAUUUUUCCUACCAAAAUGUAAACCUAAUUGUAUGAAGUAUCUCCCAUCCCCACUCUCGUCCCUCCCUCGAUUGAGUUAUGACAUAUUGAAUCAUAAUUUUUUAACAUUUUCACUAACAAUUAUAACAACCGAUAUAUAGAUGCACUUUGUACUCUGCUUUGUUGAACUAUAUAUAUGUCGAGCUCAACAUCACUUAGAAUGUGAUAAGCUUAUAUAAGGUGGUUUAAUUUUCACUCAAGCUAGUGAGUACUUAUUAAUAGUUGUUUAAUUGUUUAAAGAUUAUGGAUCCAAAGCCAAAUCUCACUUGUAUCAUCAUUCACAUGUAUGACAGGUACUCUUUUAGAUUAGUUUGGUUAUGAUAAUCAAGUGUGCAAUAAUUUAUUAUUUGACCAAACAAGAGAAAAGUAAACCGACAAUAUGAACGAACUCGUGACCUUAAUCAUAACCCAACUAGAGUCCACGCCAUGGGAUUUUGUAACGUUCUGCAAAUAUAUACAGUAGUGCCCCGCAACACAAGGCACUCCAGGGUACAACAUUUCACAUGAGAACACUUUACUGGAACUUAGCAGCUUAAUUUCCUUUUUUGGUCUCAAGUGUGUGAUAAUAUUCAUAUACAUCCAUGAAUUGUGGUAUAUAUCCAAUCGAACCAUCCAAACAUAUAGACAGGGAAAUUCACAUAUAUAUAUAUAAUAACAUCAUCAACCAGUAGGGUUUUCACAAAACAUGGUUAAACAAUAUAUAAUAUACCUUCCACUUGGCGGAGCGAACUAUAUAGUAAUGGCAAUUUGAACUAAUCUUAUUGCCUUCGUUUAUUUGUAUUUUUUCUAUUUUCAUUUUCUUGAAUGAUAUUUCUCUGAAGUCGUCGAAUGACACUCUGAAUAAGUGUAAGAAUUCAUCUUUCUUGUAGCCGAACCCAAUUACUUCUUAUAUCAUCUCUAUUUUUCAUUUAUGAAGUGUUUACCAUUUAUUUUAUCGUGAAAAAAAAUUCAAAUUCUUACAUUUUUCAUUUUUUUUUCAAAUAACAUGUGCGAAUGAGUUGAAAUGAAACUCAUACGACGUAUGUGCAUUAAGAAAUGGUAAUUACUAUACAUCGGAAUCACUAAUAGUGAUUAAAGAAUGGUGUGCAACAGGGCCGGCCAAGAGGGUGUGCCAGCCCGCCCUCCGGCACAGGGUCUCCGAAUAUUAGGGGCCUCCACUUAGAUUCGUUAGUUACCGAUCGAAUAUUGCAAGUUGUUUUUUAGUGUAUGAUUGAUAGAUUAUGAAUAUGAUAACGAAUUUAAUAGAUAAUUUUAGCUAUAAUAACAAUUGAAAAAGAUCUCAUGGAGAAUACGAAAAUCAGAGAGAUAAUAGAUAAUUUUAAUUUAAACAAUAAAGAAAGAUAUUACUUUUUAAAUAAUGGUAUUAUAAUCAUUUUAGUUUUAUUAUAGUUAAAAGUCAAUUUGGAUCAUGUCUCAAUUUUGGAAUAGGGCCUACACGAUCCAUUAGAUAGACCCGCACCCACCUCUCGAUCAAUUUAUAUUAUUUUCAUUUCUCCAUUCAAUUUUUGCUCUAUAUCCAUUUUCUGUUCCCUCCAGAUUUACUUUUCUCCCUCCCUGCUAGGAGUGAGAAUUUGGUCUUGGUUUAUUGGUCAAACAGGAAAUGAGAUUGUUUAUUCAUUUUGAAAUCAUUUUCUGAACUUAUGUACUUUAUAAUUAUUUAAUAAAUUUUAUUUUUAAUAAAUUUAUUGAGAAAAAAAUUAGGGGCCACAUGUUAAAUUUUCGAACAGGGCCUCCAAAUAUCAUGGGACGGCUGUGGUGUGCAAUAUGGUCACUAUACAUGAGUAUAAUGGCGAUGAAUGGAGGGUAGAAAGAGUGUCACAUUCGAUCGUAUUGAUUAUACAAUAUGGUGUUGGCGAUUGAUGGGGUCUUUUCCAUUAAAUUUAGAGGCUUUUCCCCCUUCUUCUUUUUCUGUAGGGAAAGAGCCCCACAGGCAAAAAAAAAAAAAAACCACAUUUAAUGUGAUGCCAUGCUCUCCCUAUCCCUCAACUGCCCACUCGCAUUUAUUCUAUUCCUGCGCUGUGGAGUAGUAAAUGGCAGCACCAACACCAACUCCUCCCUGCCUGCAUUGGCUUGGCGCACAACUCACCGCCCGCCUGCCUGCUCAUCAGCUCUCCCUUCUAGCUAGCUAGCUUCUUUACACUUUCUGCCAAAGGCAGCGAAGACUUGCAGAGACGACGACAACACUAUUCUAUAACAGAGCACAUAAAUGCAUGUGAAGCCAUUAAAUGUGGCAAAACGCCAUUUUCCAGUUUAUGGCUGCACGGGAUGGCAGCUAGCUUGGUCGAUAUAAUACCAGUACAACUUGGGUUUUUUGAGGAAAGAAGAUUGGCGACAUUUGCACUCUCUAUCUCACCCUAUUUCUUUUAUCACCUACUUGCUUUGCUCUACUGAAAGCAAGGGAAACCCUUUUUAGGGAGAUAGAAUUUACGCCCGACCGCUAUUUCAUUAUUUUGCCCUUCCUAAACAAAAUUCGGAUCUAAAACUGUCGACUUUUCUAUUGUAUUGAAUGGCGAGAUAGAUGUCUGAGGGAUCACGUGAAAUUUCUUGCUGGUUGCUUUCAUGCUACCCCCACCACACAAUUUCUAUGGUACUUUUGUCCCCUCUAGAACCACCUCGAAGUUAAACCAAUAAGCUAAGAAGCGUGCAAGGCAUAAAUGUUGAUAUACUAACAAAUUAUUCUUUCAGUUUAAGUAUUGAGACCUAGAGUUCGAGCUAGCUCGCUCCUCGUAUUUUGUAUAUAUAAGAUUUGAAACUGGGUGUCUUCAAACAAGAAUAAGGAAGAAGGGGUUGUUGACUUGGUGGAUAACUUUGAGGAAGCAUGCUUGAGUUAGUGCCCCUGUGCAAGAGCCUCUCUCAAUGCUUCCACCAAGACAACAAAAAAAAAGAAAGAGAUAAAUCAUCAAUUGACCCAAAUUUAUUUUAAAUUGAUAAGGAGAGUAUGUUUAGUUAUUAAUCAUAUUGAUGUCACUAGUUUUAGUGUCUUAGUAGGACAUAUGUUAGGUUGGUGCCCUACCUCACAGUCACAUGGUUGCAUGCCGAAUUGGUAAGAACCUAGCAAACCAUUUCUUUAAUUUGUAGUUGUAUAUAUUAAAUCGUCUUAACAAUAAACUUAUACCUAAUAGCCCCUCCAUUAGUUCACCCAUAAACUCAAUUUGGCUCCCUUAUAUUUUAAGGGUUGGUCACUAACUUCCACCUCUCACGAGUCACUUGAGUAAAUACCAGCCGGUCCGGCCAUCUCUCCCAUAACCAUUGACCGGUUUAAAUAUUCCGGUUUGAAAACCACUUACCUCCCACCCUAAUCAAUGGCCUAAUUUUGUAAAUUUUCGUGGAGUCAGUACCCUUUGUUUUCUUUAUUAUGGACCUAAUUUUCGAAGCAGAACUUGACCAUUCAAUAAAGCCCACAAUAGGCUCAACUGGCCACAGUACUAGCCUAGGCCCGUCUAGAUUUGCUCAAUUAUGGGUACCCCGGCCCAAAAUAUCCGCCACGUGUCUUACGCAAGUAAAUCCGGCGAAUUUUUUAGUAGAAAAUAAGAAAAGAAGAAAGCAACGAAAACAAAACUCAUCAGAAAAGGGAACAAAACAGAAAUCCAGAAAAGAAAAGGAGAGAAGGGGGAAAAAGAAACAAGAAGACUUCCGGUCCGGACUUCACCGCCCCGGAAGUUUCAAUGCUGCGUGGCGAAUAGAUUUUCCCACGGAAAUCCGACGGCGACCCAUUCUUGAGCUCUACAGUUGAUUGCUGAAAGUUCCCUCCUUUUCUCUAUUGUCAGCUUCCCCUUUUCGAUUCUUCCGGAGCUCGAUUGCGGUGGAGGAAAAGAAAAUGUUUCAGCAGAAAUCUGGAGGAGGGGGUGGGGGGUCAAUAAUGGCGCUGAACGUGUUCAAGUUCUGCACUUUCCUGCGCGCCCUUGGUUCCAUAAUGAUCUUCUUCGUGGUGGGCGUCAUCGGGUUGACCUAUUAUGUUAUCGUCGUUGAGAAUUACGGCCCAGCUCUGUUCAACGGCGGGCUCGAUUCGUUUGUUGCUUUCCUCGUCCUGCUUUUCUUCCAUGCUUUCUUGGUGAUGCUUGUUUGGAGCUACUUUACCACUAUUCUGACGGAUCCUGGUGGCGUCCCACAAACUUGGAGGCCAAUAACAGAUGAGGAGGAGGGUGGUGUUGUAGAUCCAUUGGUGGGUACAGAUCAAAGUACGGCUGGUUUAGUUCUAAACAAGGAUCAAAUGCAGAAAGCACGAUUCUGUCGAAAGUGCAACCAGUUCAAACCGCCUCGUAGCCACCACUGCUCGGUUUGCCGAAGAUGCAUAUUGAAGAUGGAUCACCACUGCGUUUGGGUCGUUAAUUGUGUCGGCGCACUAAACUACAAGUAUUUCCUUCUCUUUCUGUUCUACACAUUUCUUGAAACAGCUCUGGUCACUGUAUCGUUGCUGCGGCUGUUCAUAGCAUUCUUUGGGGAUGGCGAAAUAGAUGGAACUGCAGGGGAUCUUGUGGCUACGUUUAUUGCAUUUGUGUUGAAUUUGUCAUUUGCAUUGAGUCUUCUGGGCUUCGUUAUUCUGCACAUAUCAUUGGUGUUAGCAAAUACCACUACUAUUGAGGCUUAUGAAAAGAAAACUGAUCCCAGAUGGCGUUACGACCUUGGUCGAAUGAGGAACUUUGAACAGGUAUUCGGCACUGACAAGAGAUACUGGCUAAUCCCAGCUUAUGCAGCUGAAGACUUGAAGCAUAUGCCAGCACUGCAUGGGUUGGAGUACCCAAUCAGACCCAACUUGGAUGAGCUUCAGGAGCUCUGAUUACUACUGCAGUCAGGGGCUAGAUGACAAAAGUAACAGCUGAAAUUCUGUAACAUGCUUGACAUUAUCCUGGGUCAACCUGAAAACAAAACUGAAGGGGAAGCAACACCAGCCAGGACCACACCAGCACUGGAGCCAGCUCUCCUUAUUGGACAGAUCCCUCUGACUGACUUGUGUGCUGAAGCUCAUGUAGUUUUUGUUGGCGUGUGCCACAACCUUGUAAUUUUUGUACAUACUUGAGUGGAAGAAGACCCUGUAACUGUUAACACUCGGUUUUAUCUCCUUAUUAGAGCUAUAGGUCAUGAUUUUAUGAGUAAAGCUUUUAGUCUGAUUGCUCGCGACUGGUGCAAAUGGGGAAAUCUUCCUAUCCUGAGCCGUGUUUUUUUACUAUGAACAUGACAUUCUAAGCCUUACCCAGGAAAACUCACUUGCAUCAUAUUCUUCAACAAUCAUGGUAGCGUUUUAUUAUGGUGCCGAAUCCCAAGUUUUAAUAGAUUCCUUCUUUGUUA
Linum trigynum is the source of this 7370-nucleotide messenger RNA. NCBI's taxonomy places the organism in Eukaryota, Viridiplantae, Streptophyta, Magnoliopsida, Malpighiales, Linaceae. The record is from the annotation of a GenBank genome assembly.